This is a messenger RNA of Pyrenophora tritici-repentis Pt-1C-BFP, 1170 nucleotides long. RefSeq names its product UhpC, Sugar phosphate permease. Gene Ontology annotation, molecular function: pantothenate transmembrane transporter activity. Gene Ontology annotation, cellular component: plasma membrane. The record is from RefSeq and is a predicted model, not a curated record. Gene Ontology annotation, biological process: pantothenate import across plasma membrane. Lineage: Eukaryota; Fungi; Ascomycota; Dothideomycetes; Pleosporales; Pleosporaceae.
AUGUGCUCGGCAGCCUGUAAGACCUAUGCCCAACUCUGCGUGGUCCGCUUCCUGCAGGGAUUCUUCGAGUCGAGCCUCUAUAGCGGCACAAUCUACAUUCUCGGAUCUUGGUAUACGCCAUCGGAAAUUGCAAAAAGAACUGCCAUCUUUACUGCCAUUGGUCAGAUUGGCAGCAUGUUUGCUGGCGUAAUGAUGACAGCCAUGAAUGAGAGCCUCCAUGGGCAAUCGUCGCUUGCAGGAUGGCAAUGGGUCUUCAUCAUCAAUGGUGCGAUGGGAAUACCGUUUGGCAUCUUUGGUCUGAUGUUCUUCCCCAACCUCCCUGAAUCCACCAACGCGCCAUAUUUCACCAAGGAAGAUAUACAGUUUGCACUGGAUCGACUACCACCAAAGCGAGACUGGAGCCAUGAUAUUGGCCUCAAAUCUCUUACAAAGCGUAUACUCGCUAAACCGGACGUCUACAUACUCACCCUAUAUUCGAUCGUUGGCUCUGCUUUGGAAGCUAUUGUCUUGCAAGGUCUCUUUUUGCUCUGGCUCAAGGCCAACGUUGAAAAGUUCCCGUCAUAUGCCCCCACAACAUACCCGCUAGGUAUUCAAGCUGUCGCCAUUGUCUCAAACAUUGGCGCCGGCUAUGUCAUAGACAUGACCAAUCGUCGCAUACCCAUCGUCAUCGUGGCUGGGGUCUUGCAGCUACUCGUUGCAAUACUCUUACUCGUUCCGACACUCUCGACGGCCGGGACAUUUUUUGCCUUUUACCUGGCAGGAACAUCGUACAUGGUGAAUCCGAUAAUGUAUGGCUGGGCUAGUGUCAUUUGCCGGCGUGGUGGCGAUGAUGCUUCACGAUCUGUGAUCCUCUACAUUAUGAGCAUGGUACAGUCGAUUUUGUACACCUUCUGGGGUGUCGCGUUGUACCCAGCUACUGAUGCGCCUUAUUGGCGAAAGGGAUGCAUCACCAUGAUUGUAGUUGUGUUUGCAUUCUUCGGCACGACAGCCGCGAUGCAAUGGCUGGAUAAAAGAACCGAAAACCUGGACAGUGAGGUGACCGAGGACUUGACAAUCGUUGGGGAAAUAGCAGCAGACCGGAAAAUGAAGAACGGUACCGAGUCAAGCGCCAUGGCCUUUGCCGGAGACGCUCAGGGUCCAGAACGAGAUCAAUACUCACACAAGGUUUGA